AUGGUGAUGAUGGCAGUGCCCAUAGAAGGAGGAGAAACUGGACGUGCGUUCUUUGUGUUUGGAGACUCGCUGGUUGACAGUGGAAACAACAAUUACUUGCCAACUACUGCUCGCGCCGACACUCUUCUUUACGGCGUCGACUACCCUACUCAUCACCCCACCGGUCGCUUCUCCAACGGCUUCAACCUCCCUGACCUCAUUAGCCAGCGUAUUGGUUCCGAAGCAGCAUUACCAUACUUGAGCCCGGAAAUGAGAGGACAAAACUUGUUGCUUGGUGCCAAUUUCGCUUCUGCAGGAGUUGGAAUCCUUAACGACACCGGUAUUCAAUUUGAGGGGAUAUUAAGAAUAUACCAGCAGUUUGCACUGUUCCAACAAUACCAAGAACGGUUAGGUUUUGAAGUAGGGGCAGAAGAGGCACAGAGAAUAGUGAAUGAAUCAUUGGUACUAAUAACACUUGGUAGCAACGACUUUGUUAACAACUAUUUCUAUCCACCAAACUCUGCUAGGUCUCUCCAAUUCACUAUUCCCAAAUUCUGCUCCUAUGUUAUCUCUGAAUACAGAAAAAUCCUUAUGAGGUUAUAUGAGUUGGGAGGAAGAAAAGUGCUUGUGACAGGAACUGGCCCAUUGGGCUGCAUUCCUUCACAGCUUGCAGAGAGAAGCAUAAAUGGAGAGUGUGUGGCACAGAUUCAACAAGCUUCACAAAUUUUCAACCAGCUUCUAAUUAAAAUGACAACAGAACUCAACAACCAACUAACCUCACCAGUUUUUAUUGUUGUCAAUGCCUUCCGAAUUAACAUGGAAUUCAUCAAUCACCCUCAAAGAUUUGGUUUUGUUUCAUCAAAGAUUGCAUGUUGUGGGCAAGGUCGUUUCAAUGGAAUAGGAGGAUGCACCUCCUUCUCAAGCCUAUGCUCAAACCGUGAUCUUUAUGUAUUUUGGGAUUCUUUUCACCCUUCUCAACAUGCUUGGGAGAUUCUCGCGAAUUACAUCUUCAAUGGAACCACUAAUUAUAUGAGCCCUAUGAACCUUACUACCAUCUUGGCCAUGGACUCCAACUUCUAUUAA
Messenger RNA from Arachis duranensis, 1062 nucleotides. RefSeq names its product GDSL esterase/lipase At5g33370-like. NCBI's taxonomy places the organism in Eukaryota, Viridiplantae, Streptophyta, Magnoliopsida, Fabales, Fabaceae. The transcript is spliced from 5 exons. The coding region runs from base 1 to 1062 and encodes 353 amino acids. The record is from RefSeq and is a predicted model, not a curated record. Gene Ontology annotation, molecular function: hydrolase activity, acting on ester bonds.